UCGAGUGGUAGCGUUAUGUUUACGUUCGCGUAAUUAUAGAAAUUUAAAUGUGUCAUUUCGUGGCUUUUUUUUAUUCUGUUUUGCCCGUUUUGAAUGAAAAUUAUGUCAAGUGAAUUUAAAACAAAAAUUUUUCACAGUUUAUUGAGUGAUUUAUGAACAAGGAAUAAUGUCAGUUUGUGGGUGUAUGUUGUAUGGAAACACCCUUAGGAUCACGUUCAUUUAUAAAGUGCGCAUAAUUUGAAAGGGCUCUUAAAGGACUUAAAAAAAAAAAAAAGAAAAAGGAAAAAUCAAAAAUGGAGUCUCAAGAUUUUAGUGAAUUGGGAUUAAGUCAAGUCGGUCUGAAAGCUAGGUCUCCCGAGGGACAUGCUGCACGAGCAAUGCAUAUUAAAGGAGAUGAAUAUAUUUGGGUGGAGAUACAAGAGAAAACUUUUAAAAAUUGGGUUAAUGAACAGAUUAAACCCUUAAAUAUGUCUAUUACCAAUCUUCAAACAGAUUUUAGUGAUGGACUUAAACUUAUAGCUUUGAUUGAAGUUCUACAAAAGAGAAAAUUGAAAAAAAUAAGAAAGCCAUUGAAUCAACACCAGUGCCUUGAAAAUGUGCAAAUUGCACUUCAAGCAAUGGCAUCUGACAAUAUAAAACUGGUUAAUAUUGGAUGGAGCGCCUGUCGUCCUCAUAAAUGUAUUCAGUUUUAGCGCCCUGAAUACUAUGCAGAGUUUGGGCGAAUAUGAAGAGUCUACGUCACGCAGUUCUUUUAUGAGCUAUGUUCAUUGACAUACUGAACAACAUAGUCUAGGCUGGUUUACUUCAUGUGUGACGUGAAGACACACGUUGUCUUACUGUUGGGAAAAAUCAUUUCACAAAAACCUAAUUUGUAAUACAUUUAAAUAUUUUGCUAAAUGAUACACUAAAUAUUUUACUAAAAAUGAAAAAUAUUGGUGUUGUUAUCAUGUAUUGUAUAAGCACAGCUGAAAGGGCACGUAACUUUAGAGCAUUGAACUGAAAACUAUUUGAUGACGGAGAUGCUAAAAUAAACAAGUUCAUCAAUUUCAUUCUCUUCUAAUGGUGCUCAGGUAGCUGGUACAAAUGCAUUGGUCCAUUUAAUGACAGACUAUUUGAUAGAGCACUUGUUUGUUUAUUAUGGAUAGUGCUAUACAGGAAGACACGAAGUACUGAGUGGAACGUUUGUUUUUCUUUUGUUAUGUAUUUCCAAACGCUGAGUAAGAAAAUCGCGUAUGUAUGUGCUUGUCAGCGGUCUUGCUCAGAUUCAGUGCGUACAUCAUAUCUAGCAUGUACUGCUGGCCAUCAAAUGGACUAAAGUGUUCCCCCCACCGAAUAUGUAGAUUUUCCCAUCGUUGUAAAGU
Stegodyphus dumicola is the source of this 1361-nucleotide messenger RNA. RefSeq names its product filamin-type immunoglobulin domains fbug (gene jbug). The record is from RefSeq and is a predicted model, not a curated record. NCBI's taxonomy places the organism in Eukaryota, Metazoa, Arthropoda, Arachnida, Araneae, Eresidae. Gene Ontology annotation, biological process: actin cytoskeleton organization. Gene Ontology annotation, molecular function: actin filament binding.